AUGGCGAUCGACGCUUCGCAGUCCGACUUUCCCUGCUCCUUAGUCAUCCACGUCCCUCUUCUAGACCAACGGCUUGCCUCCAUCGCCAUGCGCGCCCUACAAGUCGACGCUGAGUUGUCGCCGCUGGUUCGUCGAGAGUUCGCUUUGGUCAGCCCCGGUGCUGUCAAUGGUCAAACAAUCGAAGGUGAUGAUGGAUUCCAAGAUAUCCACAAGACUGUCCUUCGUACCCAAUAUCAUGCAACUACCAAUCGCAUGCUUCGGGUUGCCGUCAAUGGCUUCAUAGAGUCUUUAGGGGUCGUCCUUCAGGUCGUGGGAGAACUGGACGAGGAUAUUCUUCACUCGGGGUCGUGA
Messenger RNA from Fonsecaea erecta, 351 nucleotides. RefSeq lists its product as hypothetical. The coding region runs from base 1 to 351 and encodes 116 amino acids. The transcript is spliced from 2 exons. Gene Ontology annotation, cellular component: EKC/KEOPS complex. The record is from RefSeq and is a predicted model, not a curated record. Lineage: Eukaryota; Fungi; Ascomycota; Eurotiomycetes; Chaetothyriales; Herpotrichiellaceae.